AUGAAUAUUCACAAAACAGUCUCGUCUUUUCCCCUGCGAAGCUCUCGACGCCUCAGCCGCCGAAUAUUCUUGUCUAGAGAUGUCCCUGCUCCGAACCCUACUCCCAGCUCUCUGACGGCGGCGGCUGAGAUCUCAAAAACGCAGAGGCUAAACGUAAUUGGCUCUUCCCUGUCAACUCUCCAACUCUGCAGGCCCAACGAAGACGAAUAUGGCGAAGUGGUACAUCGCAUCCACACGGGGCAGGGGCAUAGCCGACGCCGCGCCAACGUCGUCCUCUCCGCCGCAGACAAAGAACUGUCAGAUUCGGAUGUCGUCUUAAAAGAGCUCGUUCUGGUCAAAGGGUUUACUAGCAUUCUUUUCACCUUGAAGGAGGGAAUUCACACCACCUACCUAACCAGCAACUCAGGCGCUACUGAACCCGAGGUACCUACAACAAGUAUUCCCAUGUGCAUUCCAUGA
This is a messenger RNA of Cyclocybe aegerita, 459 nucleotides long. Lineage: Eukaryota; Fungi; Basidiomycota; Agaricomycetes; Agaricales; Hemipholiotaceae. The record is from the annotation of a GenBank genome assembly.